Salvia miltiorrhiza (redroot sage) is the source of this 1883-nucleotide messenger RNA. Its product is annotated as nudix hydrolase 15, mitochondrial-like. The transcript has 3 exons. The record is from RefSeq and is a predicted model, not a curated record. NCBI's taxonomy places the organism in Eukaryota, Viridiplantae, Streptophyta, Magnoliopsida, Lamiales, Lamiaceae. Gene Ontology annotation, biological process: coenzyme A catabolic process. Gene Ontology annotation, molecular function: coenzyme A diphosphatase activity; acetyl-CoA hydrolase activity. Bases 185 to 1189 code for a protein of 334 amino acids.
GCAAUGGGAUAGAAGUAGAACCAGAAGUAGCAAAAAGAGGGUUUUGUGGGUAGCCAAUUAUUGAUUUCAUAUACAAAAUUACAUUAAAUAGAAGUGGAGGGAUAUACAUAUAGGCCGUAGAGUAGUGUAAUUAGAUGCAUUGAUACAUGAAAUAAUUUUAUGGCCGAUUUAUCGACGGCCAUUUAUGCAGCUAGUACACAUGCUCCCAUUACUCAGAAGAACCUCAACCUCCUUAUUUCCCUCAAUAUUGUCAUCCCUAACCCCUCCAUCCUCGUCUCCACUCCCAAUUUCUCUCUCUAAAUUCAUCAUCAUGGAAACCCACAAUUCUGGGAGACUCGUGGUUUUGGCCCAACAAUUGCGCCUGUACAAGCCGCCGCCGACAUCGGAUGACGACGAGGAGGAGCAGAGGAUGGAGGAGAGUGCAGAGAAAGUGGUUGCGCAAGUGGGUUUCGCAGAAUCCGCAACUUCUGUGGCGCAAGUACGGCCUGCUGAGCGGUUCAGGCCGAAAAGGGCGGCGGUUCUGAUCUGCCUCUUCGAAGGGGAUAAUGGGGAGUUUAGGGUUAUUCUCACUAAGCGAUCAUCGCAGCUUUCUACUCAUUCUGGUGAAGUAUCGCUGCCUGGAGGGAAAGCAGAGGAGACGGAUGCCAAUGAUGCUGAGACAGCAACCAGGGAAGCAAAAGAGGAGAUAGGGCUGGAUCCUUCACUUGUAAAUGUGAUUACUUGCCUCGAACCGUUCUUGUCGAAGCAUCUCCUCAGGGUGAUUCCUGUUAUUGGCAUACUUUCCAACAAGAAAGACUUUAAUCCUUCUCCAAAUGCUGCUGAAGUAGAAGUUGUUUUUGAUGCUCCCUUGGAAAUGUUCCUCAAGGUAUUUUCUAAAGUUCUAUGUUUUCUUUUUUCUUUUCAUUCACGUUAUUUAUUUAGCUCUUGCAGCUGCUAUACACUUGAUAGAUAUUUGCAAUUCCAGGAUGAGAAUAGAAGAUGUGAAGAACGAGUAUGGAUGGGGGACAAGUAUCUGAUCCACUAUUUUGAUUAUGAAAUAAAUGAUAAGAAAUACGUCAUUUGGGGUUUAACUGCCGGAAUUUUGAUUAGGGCAGCUUCAAUUGUGUAUCAGAAGCCACCUGCUUUUAUAGAGCAAAAUCCCAAAUUCAAAGUUCCAAGUGCUGUGCCGAAAGAUACUACCCUGCCUUAAGGUAGCCAGAUAUGUUCAUAUUUUAGUCCCUGUUAUGAAAAAGCAAUCUAGAUUUGUGAAAGUCUCGAACAUUUCCUAAUUGGUAUUCUUAAUUGCUCAAAUAAUCCUAAUUCAUCAUCCUAAUAUUAAUCUAAUACGGGACAGAACUUCUGCUCACUAUUUAUUCACCAUACUUUUGGUCAAGUAUUGGAGAAUCAUAAACUGGGGGAUGCAAUCGACGCUAGCACUGGGAUAAAUAAGUUUGGGAGCAUACUUGCCGGAAUGCUUCUGAUAAGGUAUCUGACCUUUGAUCAUUGUUUCAUCUUCAUCUCCGUCUCUCCUGCUUUCAUCUCUGUCACCUGUCUUAUUUCCUAUAUUUGUGCAGAAUUAUGCAAUUGCAUGAAUACGAUAGGUCUUUGUAGAGUGAGAGUCUUAGCUGCAGAGAACUCGAUUGGAAUGAUGACUUUCGAAUUACUAUGUAAAUCAGCAGAUCACAGUUCUGUUGUUGAAUUUGAAGAUCCCACUGCUUGUUACAUUGAUGUUAGAAGUAGAGAAAUGAUUAGUUCUCAGUGGGUGAUCUUUUGAUUCUUUAGGAGUCCUGUAGCAAAGCUCGAAUUUGAUGACAAUGGUGUUGCGUUGUUGUAUUUGUUGUCCAGAUGCAGCUUUAUUCCCAUAAAUUUCAUGAAGUAAGCUGUUACCAGUGUUAUUAUAUGAA